Messenger RNA from Nicrophorus vespilloides, 1701 nucleotides. RefSeq names its product trace amine-associated receptor 5. Gene Ontology annotation, biological process: G protein-coupled receptor signaling pathway. The transcript is spliced from 5 exons. Gene Ontology annotation, molecular function: neuropeptide Y receptor activity. Bases 317 to 1648 code for a protein of 443 amino acids. Lineage: Eukaryota; Metazoa; Arthropoda; Insecta; Coleoptera; Silphidae. Gene Ontology annotation, cellular component: membrane. The record is from RefSeq and is a predicted model, not a curated record.
AAAGGAGAAAAUAAAUGAAUGAAAAAAAAACUUUUGUUUUCUUUAACAUGUCAAUGUGGAAGUGUUUAGAUUGAUGGAUUUGCAAAAUUGUUAUUGAUGGAUGGAUAAGUUGUGCCGCGGUGAAAUCGAUUUUCGCUCGAAUCUGCGAGCUUUCAGAAGCUUAUCUAAUCUACUAGACUCAACCUGCAUUGUUGUUCUUUUUUUUUUCUGUUGCUGCUAUGUUGAGAUAGAGAUAGAUGAUGAUGAUGAUUACGAUGAUUGAGUUCGAUGAUGUUAUAGAACUGAUUUCGAUUGCGCUCGAAUCAGUUGAUGCGAGAUGUGCAUCCCGUUGGGACCAUGCCGAGAGAGGAAUGUAACAAUCACCGCCACCACCACCUCGUCGAUGACGACGUCCACGUCACCGAUGGGCAGUGGAUUGCUGCAGCUGAUGAGCUGGAAUCUGACGGCUGAAUGCGAGCAGCAGCAGGAUGGACAGGACGUCCCACAUCCCGACUUCAAUACGAUCAUAGACGACUUGUCUAAUGUGAGCUUCAUCAAUGAGCUGUGGGAGGUCGCCUCCACGUCCGAGAUCGUCGUGAAGAGCGUCCUGUUCGUGCCGGUCGUGAUCUGGGGCAUCCUUGGGAAUCUGUCGCUCAUCUUCGUCGUAGUCAGGAAUCGUCAUCUGCAAUCGCCCACGAAUCUGCUCAUCUGUAACAUGGCCUUGGCGGAUCUCCUCUCGCUUCUCAUCCAUCCGUGGGUCUUCCUCAUCAACGAUUUCUUUCAGAAUUAUCAGCUCGGCGAGUUCGGCUGCAAAGUGGAAGCUGCAAUAGAAUGUGCCCUGCUUCUCACGAGCGUGAUGAAUCUGUCCGCGAUCAGUUACGAUCGUCUCACCGCUAUCGUUCUCCUGCAGGACACGAAACUGACAGAUCGUGGUGUCAAGCUGGUGAUGGGCGUCACCUGGAUUGCGGGACUGAUCAUAGCCACGCCUCUGUUCUUCCUGCGAACGUACAAGGAGCGACAGUGGUCGGAUUUCCUGGAAAAGUACUGCACGGAAAACACGAUCGUGACGAACAUCUAUUGGCACGUCAUCAUCACGGUGAUGGUGUGGCUUCCACUGAUCAUCAUGCUCGCCUGCUACAUCACAAUCUUCGUCAAGUUGUCCAGGUACGAGAGGGACGUUCGCAGCAGGGCGAGGGCGCGCGCCACCCAAGCUCGGUACAGGGCGAAGGUCGCUAGGACGAUGUUCACCGUCGUCAUCGUCUUCAUCAUCUGCCAUCUGCCGUUCACCGCGCUCAUCUUCUACCGCAACAAGCUGCUCCAGGAUCACGUCAUCUCGAGCCCCGAGUCCGUGCAGAACGUCGCCAACGGCAACUACCAGAUCUUCUGGUUCGUCUCCAAGUACAUGAUGUUCAUCAACGCCGGCGCCAAUCCCGUCAUCUACGGCCUCCUCAACGAGAAGUUCAGGCGCGUCUUCAAGUCGACGCCCGUCGUCAAGUGGAUCUUCCUCUGCCGUCUUCCCUCCAAGAAGCGCGUCACCAUCGUCCUCGACGACGACAACAAACCGUGCAAGAGUCCCGGCACCAAGGAAACGGUCGUCGUGGAUACCAACAAACCACCGAACAAAUUGUUCACCAUCUUCAAGACGCCCUUCUACAAGCACACCAAUUAAUCAAUAACGAAUAUCUGUAAUUAUAUUAAAGAAUUUAAUGUAUUUAAUUACAA